Molecule: messenger RNA, 960 nt
Organism: Hydatigera taeniaeformis
Lineage: Eukaryota; Metazoa; Platyhelminthes; Cestoda; Cyclophyllidea; Taeniidae
Source: the annotation of a GenBank genome assembly
AUGCGUCGCUUAGUGUACGCCAUUCCCGGGUCUAAUGCUUCAUUUUUAUUCUUAUUUUCUACAACUUGGAAGCCUUCAAAACCACCUGAAAGCAAUCCGAAGAAGAAAAUGAUCAGAGAAGCCAAAAGCGCCUUGAAGAAUCUCUGUCCCACGUCAGUUGCUGUGCGUAUACCAUCAGGACGGAAUCGCAGGUAUGCUUUCAUCGAAUUUAAGACUCCGGCAGAGGCAGAAACAGCAGCGAAAGAGGUGACAGGGCGAGUAAUGAAUGGAAAAUCAAUCAGAGCUAUUGUAUGUAGUCAAAAGCCCACCCGAACCGAAGCCGACUGGCAGUCACCGAUGGAACGUGGGCUUGACGCUUUUGACUUGACAACUCUCUAUGUCUCAUGCCUUCCACGUUCGACAGAGCGCACAAUUCUUGCGCAGAUCUUUCGUACUGCACACAAGAUCAAAUACGAGACUCUUCCAGACGGUACAUCCAAGGGGUUUUGCGUUUUGAAAUACCAGACUCGUGAAUUGGCUCAAAAGGCAUUCAUGGAACGCCACGACACCUUAUUAAAGGGGACACCCAUUUAUGUCAACUUUUUAAUCAAGUCCAAAGCAAAAUUGGAUGGGGACGAGGUAAUGAAGAGAGAAGGAGUUUUGCACAGAGAAUUGAAACGCAAAGCACCAGAAGAAGACGAAGUCGUGGUUAUGCCAGCGAAGAAACGCUGUUGCGGAAAUAUGGAUCCUGAACAAGUUGGAGUUGUGGACGACUCAACGGUGCAGGCAAGGAAAAUUGCGACUAAAAACAAGGCUGAAAAAGGAGUGCAUGUAACACUUCCAUCCAAAUUGAACAACCGGGAUCCGAGUUUCUCUAUCAAGUAUUCAAUGGGUCCGAAAUCCAAAAAACCCAAACUGCAACCCUACCAACUCUCGAAAAAGUCUGAUAACAGAAUAAAGAAGCUCAGAAGACCGAAAUGA